CUAGCCCAGCUACCGCUAGCUAUCUAUCUAGCUUCAAAUGUGUUUACUUAUGUCAGCUGUACUGCCCAAUGUUUACACAACCAACUAGAUUAUAGCUAUUAUUAUUGUUAUGCUAACCGUUUACACUCCUGGACUAUAGAAGGCUGGAACAAUGUCAAGCAAAGAAGUGAAAUCGGAGCUGAAAAGUGCCAGAGAAGCUAUUAAGAACAAGGAGUUCAAAGAGGCACUAAAACACUGCAAGGCUGUGCUGAAGCUGGAGAAGAACAACUACAAUGCCUGGGUGUUUAUCGGAGUGGCAGCGAGCGAGUUGGAGCAGCCAGACCAGGCGCAGACUGCCUACAGGAAGGCAGCGGAGCUUGAGCCUGAGCAACUACUGGCCUGGCAGGGGUUAGCUAACUUGUAUGAGAAAACGGAGCAGAUAGACUUUAAAGCAGAGCUGCCCCAGGUCUACCAGAAACUCGUACAGCUGUAUGAAAGUUCAGACAAGACCAAAUGUUACGAGGCCAUCCAAAAACUGUCAGACAUCUACCACGCCCAGAAGAACUAUUUACAGGUGGCCACGUUGUGGCAGCGUCUGAUCCAACUGAAGGAGGGAGAAGCUGUGGAGAAGGUCGAGGUCCUAGGGCUCCUGCGCCGGAUGAGCCUCCUACUGUCCGACAGCGUGGAGGAACAGGACAAUGAGACACAGCAGCAUUUAAUCGCGGCCUUGGAAAAAGCCAUGGCACUCACUGACGGUGUUCCUGGUGAGGAACAUCAGAAGCUCUCAGCCGACUACAUCAGAUGCCUCUCCAAGCUCUCCCAUGAAGAAGCCAAGAUGAAGGAAGCCUGCGAGUCCAUGUCGUCCCUCUACCCCUCACACACCUUCCCCCUGGAGGUCAUGUGUACACACUACCUCAACACAGGGGUCCUCGGUGAGGACGCUGGUCGCUGGUUUGACCGGCUCUCGGAGUUGGACCCUGGCAGUGGCCUGGGCCACCUGGGAGUGGGAAUCAGAGCUCUGGAGGAGGGCAAGUGUGAGGACGCCGUCAAGAAUCUGGCCCAAGGGCUGAAGAAGAUGCGCUCCUGCACAGUAGGAUGGCACAGGCUGGCACAGGCCCAGCUCCGAAUGCACCGCUACUCUGACUGCGCUGCGUCCUGCCUCCAAGGGCUGAGCGGGGCUGGGCAGGAGGCGGUGAGGCCGAAGCUGCUGAGGCUGAGGCUGGAAGCCCUGGUGGGGAGCGGGGAGAAGCGGGCAGGAGAGCAGGCUCUGGAGACCCUCACCCAGCUCCCGGAUGCUGAGAGUGACCCCGUCCUGGUGGCGUUGAAAGGCAGAGUGUAUCUGCAAACAGACCAAGUGGAUCAGGCGCUUCAGGUGUCCUCUGAGUUGCUGGCCUCCAACCCUGACCUGGCUCAGGGCUUAGCUCUGAGGGGACUGGCUCAACUGGCCCAGGACCAACACCAUCUGGCAGAGCAGAGCUUCCUGCAGGCAGUGAGCCAGAGGCCAGACUGUGGGGAAUACUACUUCCUGUUGGGGCGGCUCUACUGGGACAUGGGGGAGGAGACCCGCAAGGACAGGAGCAAGGCCCACACCCACUUGCUUAAGGCGGCGAAGCUGGACCCGUACCUGGGCUGCGUGUUCCGGUACCUGGGCCACUACUACCGAGAGGUAGCCAGGGACCAAGGCAGGGCCAGAGGCUGCUACAAGAAGGCCUUUGAGAUGGAAGCGGGCGAUGUGGAGUCGGGGGCCGCCUCGGUGGACCUUAGUAUGGAGCAGGGAGACAUGGACACAGCCCUAGCGGUGCUCCAGUCCGUGAUAGAGAAGGCCAGUCCUGGCUCUGCUAAGUGGGCCUGGAUGAGGCGAGGGCUCUACCACCUGAAGGUCGGCCAGCACCCCCAAGCUGUCUCAGACCUCCAGGCAACCCUGAGGGCAGACCCCCAGGACUGGGUGUGUUGGGAGUGCCUGGGCGAGGCCUACCUGCACCGCCGCAGCUUCUCGGCCGCCCUCAAGGCCUUCGCCAGGGCCCUGCAGCUCCAGCCCUCCUCCAUCUACAGCCUCUACCAGACCGCCGCCAUCAAGCAGACCCUGGGCAAUUUCAAGGAGGCGGCCGCAGAGUACUCGCAGAUCGUGUCGCGGGAGGACUAUGUACCCGCGCUCAAAGGUCUAGGCGAGUGCCUGCUGUCCUUGUCUAAAGGCUUGAUGGAGGACUACAGGGAUGGAGGGGCCAUCGACCUCAUCCAGAAGGCCAUCCUUCACCUCUUCAAGGCUGUGCAGCUUCGCCCAGACCUGUCGUGUCUGUGGAAGAUACUGGGGGACGUCUGCACCACGGUCAGCGCUGUCUCUCUCAACCGGGCUCACGUCCUGGUACCAGGCCCCCUGGCCGGGCUGCAGCCAGCAGACCAGAACCACCCCCUCGACCAGGCCCAGACCCUCCGAGUCGGGGAGAGGUGUUACGGGCGGGCCCUGAAGCUGAUGGCCGAGGCCCCCAGCCUGUGGUACGACCUGGGGCUCAACUACCACCAGCAAGCCCGCCUGCUCUGCUCCACACAGGGGGAGGAGGAGGACCCGAGCUCCCUGUCUCUCCUCCUGGAAAAGGCCCAGCAGUGUGUGAAAAAGGCAGUCAUGUUGGACAGUGGUAACCAUAGCUACUGGAACGCCCUCGGAGUGGUCGCCAUGAGCAAAGGACUUGAGAACUUUGCUCUCGCUCAGCACUGCUUCAUAAAGUCCAUACAAGUGGAGUCCAGUAAUGUUGUCGCAUGGACAAACCUGGGUGUGUUAUAUCUGAAGAAGGACAACAUUGAGCUCUCCCACGAGGCGUUCAAGAUCGCCCAGUCUCUGGAGCCUCUCUAUGUCCGCUGCUGGAUCGGACAGGCCCUGAUAGCAGAGCGAGUGGGCAGCUGCGACACCAUGGACCUGUUCAGACACACCACAGAGCUGGGCACACACACGGAGGGGGUGAAGGGCUAUGCCUACUGGGUGUGCGCCACCCUGCUGGACAAGACCAACCGAGACACGGAGCUGUACCGCUACAACAUCGUCCAGAUGAACGCUGUGUCUGCAGCACACGUGUCCCUCAGCAAAUACACAGAGAGGAUCCAGACCGAUCCGGAUGCCUUCAUCAUGCUGGGCUACCUCAACGAGCGCCUGCAGCUGAAGACCCAAGCCCUCCAGGCCUACCAGAGGGCUGUGGAGCUGCUUCAGACCCCGUCCUGUGAGGAGAAGCUGGCCUUCGCUCUGGGCAGCUACGGACGAGCCCUCUGUGCCACAGGCCAGUGGGAGGACGCGGUCCGCGUUUACUCAUCCACACCCCUAGAGGAGCUGCAGGACCUGGCAGGCCUGGCCCUGGCCUACUGCAGGGCCGGAAUCACUCCAGACAGCAUCAACGCCUACGAGCGGGCCCUGGCGUCGGCCUCCAGCGAGAAGGACAAGGCUUACGUCCUCACGUCCCUGGCUCUGCUGCAGCACAGGCUCGGACACUCGGACGCCGCCAAGACGCUGCUCUUCAAAUGCUCCAUGCUGAAGGAGCCCAUCCCAGAGUCCCUGCUGUGUCUGUGCGCGCUGGGCCUGGUCCAGGGCGACGCCACGCUAGCCGGCGCGGCCCUCAACGAGCUGCUGAAGCAGGGCCGGGCCACCGGGGGCGCCGUGGAGGACCGCUGCCUGCUCACUUGCGCCCUGCUGGCCCUGCAGGGGAACUACAGCGCCGUGCAGAGAGAGGCCUCCAGAGCUGUCCACAGUAAUCCUGGAGAUCCUUCUCUGUGGGCUCUGCUCUCCAGGCUGGUGCCACAGUACUAUCCGAGAAAGGCCAAGGGAGGUGCGAUGGCAGGCCACGUCGCUUGUCUCUCCAGUAUGACCCAGGGCAAGAGGGCGCUGUUGUACAGUGGCGUGAACCAGCUGGCGUGUGGAAGACACUCGGGUGAAGACCCCAGCAGGAACCCCCUGAAGACCCUGCAGAGAGCUGUGCUGCUCUGUCCUGAUGACCCUGCGGCCUGGGCGGGGCUAAUGGCUGCCUGUCACACUGAAAACGCCACCUGCGCCCUGUCUGGCUCCGCCCCAGGGAGACGGGGAUUGGAGCAGAUCCUGAUGGGGGUGGUGUCCGAGAAAGUGCGCUGUGUGGAGGAGGGCGACCGGCCCCUGGCCCAAGCCCUCGAGGGCUGGGUGUUGCAGCAGGCCGUAACAGGACUCACCCUGGGGGGGGAACUGGACCAGGCCGAGACCCUCUGCUCCCAGGUCCUGACUGUGUCUCCAGAGCAGCCGGCUGUGCUCCUGCUGCUCAGGCAGGUGCAGUGUGAGCGCCUCCUCUUGGCCAGCGCCGGUACUGCCCCUCCUGCCGCCCUGCCAGACGCGGUGCUGGAGCAACUCAGCAGUGCUGUCCUGGCCAACCACACGUCUGCUGCAGCCUGGCACUGGCUGGCGGAGGUGUACCGCAGCCAGGGCCUGCUCGUCCAGGCCGUCGUGGCCUACAGGCAGAGCCUGCAGCUGGCCUCUCAGCUGGGCCUGCUCAGCGCCCAGGUGGCCAGCCUCCUGCGCCUGGCUCUGCUAGCCCUGGGCCCCUACAUGGCGGGCGUCCCCGGUAGCGACUGGAAGGACCUGGUGAUGGAGGCCACCGCCGAGGUACUGAAGCUCGGCCCCUCCCCCGUCGCCAUCCUCAUACAGGCUCUGCUGCAGUUCUCCACCAAGAUGGCCGCCAGGGAGACCAGACGGCUCCUGGAGAGGGUGGUGUACGACCCCUCCCGCAGCUCCCCUCACACGGUGCAGUCUGUGGCCCGCUGGUAUCUCCUCAGGCACCUCCACGCCAAGGACGACCUGGAGCUGAUGGACACCCUCCUGGACCAAGCCAGAGCCUGCGGAGACGGGAGGCUUCAGGAGUUCCACACUCUGCUCACCACCUCCUCCUCCAACUCUUGCUGAGCUUCCUUUGCGGACACCCCGCCCCCCCCUUAACCCCGCCCCCCCCUUAACCCCGCCCCCAGCUUGGACAUGGCAGAAUCCGUGUGGCCCUGCUGAAAACCAGGAACAACACAUGAACUGAAAUCAAGCAUCUCUGAAUUCCUCGUCCCUCUGCUUGUCUGAAUGAUUCGCUGCGGCUCUGUGAUUUCUGAAAAAAAGGUAUGCAUAGGGAGUCAUCCAUAGAAUGUGUGGCUCUGUCACGAGAAUAAGCACUUAGACGCUCGCUUUCCUAAUCCACGGUAGAACAGAGUCCCAAACCAUUGACUGUGGGUGUAUAAUGAUGCCCAUUCAUUGUCCACAUUAUCUUAUCAUGUAUGUGCAAUCCAGCUGGCCUGUCACAGAUAGCCAUUCCCAAUAAUCCUGUCGCCGUAAUCGUGUUGGUGGAAGAUGUGAUAGCACACUGUGCCCACCGGUGGAAUCGGAACAACAAGCGUGGUCUGAAUGGGCGUUAAUUGUGCCUGCGUAGUUGUUAUGUCUAUGCUUCGCCAAACCACAUCAGUCCUUCCCAGGCUGGUCUUCACAUCUGCCUUCAGACGUUUCGAAAUAUGAACUUAAGGAUGGUUUUCAUUUGCCGCCUAACACAGGCUGUCGACGCGGAAAGCGGUACCCGUGUUUGUCCAAAAGCCUUCACCACAAGCUGUGUGCGCGAGUCGGCACCUGGCCACUCGCAGGGAGAUGAGAAGGAUUCUGGAAAGACCAUGUGUCCUCUCACAGCGGCCGGUCUAUUGUGCAGCCGUCAGUUGGAACGGCCAGAUCCGUAUCACACGUUUGAUUUAAUCGGAGAUGGAUUGCUCGGUGAUGUCUGAAAUAUAUCGCUGUGAAAAUAAUUCGUCGAAACGGCCAUCAACAACGACUUUAUUCAUUUAAUUGUGAUUAAAAAAAAGGGGUUUUGCCAACAGCAACCAAGAUUGUGCUUUUUUUUCUAA
Molecule: messenger RNA, 5850 nt
Organism: Osmerus eperlanus (European smelt)
Lineage: Eukaryota; Metazoa; Chordata; Actinopteri; Osmeriformes; Osmeridae
Gene: skic3
Product: SKI3 subunit of superkiller complex
Exons: 41
Coding region: 152-4885 (1577 amino acids)
Cellular component (GO): Ski complex
Molecular function (GO): protein binding
Source: RefSeq, a predicted model, not a curated record